This is a messenger RNA of Chaetomium strumarium, 816 nucleotides long. RefSeq lists its product as uncharacterized. NCBI's taxonomy places the organism in Eukaryota, Fungi, Ascomycota, Sordariomycetes, Sordariales, Chaetomiaceae. The transcript has a single exon. The coding region runs from base 118 to 621 and encodes 167 amino acids. The record is from RefSeq and is a predicted model, not a curated record.
GUCCAGCGUAACGUUAUAAAGCGUCGGCCGCGGUGACGUCCGAGUUGGCCAGUUAUCUGACACCCUUCUGCUUUCCACGAUCUCAUCCAUCUCUUCGCAUCUCUACUGCCUGGCAGCAUGGCUUGGCUGAUUUUGGCAUAUCAACAAGAGUCGUCUUCUUCAGACAAGCGCGGCGAGAAGGGAAAACGCACGCACACCAUGGCUGUGAACCCCACGAUUCCGUACUAUGCUCCAGCCGAGGAGCUCCCGGCACCUCUGCCAACCGUGGAAGAAGUCCUUGCCGCCAAGAGCCUGUCUCCCACGCGAUACAGACCCCUGUCCUCCACAUCCGCGAGCACUACGCUGUCAAGUGGGGGCGCAGGAGUCAGGACCAAUGUGCAGGAGGGGCUCAACAUGCUUUCCGUUGCGCAGUCGACCAGUAUCCCCGUACCCAAGGUGUACGCCAUCUCCGAGCACGAGUUUGAAGGGUACCCCAUCUCCUUCAUCGUGAUGGAGUAUAUCCCCGGAAAGACGCUCUCGAGUGUGUGGAAGUCCAUCGACCAGGACAAGAAGCGAGAGAUGGCUAUAACGCUCCGCGCCUACAUGGACGAGCUUCGCAGCCUCCAUCGUAGUAGCUGGUGAAAUAUCGGGGUCACACAGGUUAGGUUGAGUUGCUUGAAGGGUCUGAGUCCCUGGGAGGCUCCGAAUCAUUAUGUACACAGAGAGCCUGUUUCCCAGUCUUCUGCCCCUGCACCGGCUGUACCGGUACCUCCUGUGCCUCCCUGGCUUAUGGUCUCUGUCCCUGAUUGCAGCAGUAGCCGCCAAAAAAAGAAAAAA